Cylicostephanus goldi is the source of this 516-nucleotide messenger RNA. Lineage: Eukaryota; Metazoa; Nematoda; Chromadorea; Rhabditida; Strongylidae. The record is from the annotation of a GenBank genome assembly.
AUGGACACUACCACCGAUUCUGCCACUACGCAUGCAUUUGCGACUACAAUGAGACAUCAUGAUAUGAAGAAACCGAUGUGGAUGUGGUUUCAUACCAAAAUCAAUGAUCUGGUGCUUUUCGACUUUUGGAUAGUUACAACUCCUGGAGAGAUGAUCUGGACAUGCUUGGUAAUAAUGGUUUUGGGAGUUCUGCUGGAAUUUAUUCGAUAUGCACGAUGGCGAAUGGAAUUGGCAAACCGAAAAGAGCUUAUGCUGUCCACAAAGUACGCUACAUUCGAAUUUGUUAGAUCUGAGAGCUAUGUGACACGCCUCUUCUCAUAUUCUCAUCUUCUUCAAACAUUUUGUUUCGGAGUACAAUUAGUGCUCAGUUAUAUGCUCAUGCUUGUAUUCAUGACAUUUUCCAUAUGGCUCGGAUUAGCAGUAUGCAUAGGAGCUGGUAUCGGUUUUCUUUUAUUUGGCUCGAGAACAGUGACACAAGCGGAAUUAGAAGAAAUGCACGGCGAUAAAUGUUGUUGA